UUCUCUGUCGUCAACAAGAAGAUGGCUGCUCCCAGUAAUGAUAGCCACGAUUACAUGUCUUUGGCCAGAUACUUUUGGCCAGAUGAAUCAGUGCCCGGUGGACUUCCUUACGUUCGUGUAGAUGGCCACGUCAAUCCUGAAAUCCGUUCAGUGCCAGAUUAUGUAAUGCUUCGUGAAAUGAUCAAACAAGUACAGUUCUUAUCGCUAGCCUACUACUAUUUCGACAACGAGACAUACGCCGAGAAAGCUGUCAGCCACGUCAAAAGCUGGUUUCUUGAUAAGGAGACCCGUAUGAACCCACAUUUGCAAUAUGCAUCCAUUAUUCGUGGAUACGAUAUGGGACGUGCAAAGGGCAUCAUUGAUUUCAGUGUUAUUACUGACUUGCUUGAUAGUAUUGCAAUUCUCCAACACAGCAAGGCAUGGGCACCACGUACGAGUGCUGGCUUGCGUGUUUGGUUUACGUCCUACUUGGAGUGGCUACGAAACAGCCCAAAUGGAAACUUCGAAAAAACCGCUCACAAUAACCACGGAACAUAUUAUGACGUUCAGCUCCUGGCCAUUAGCUACUUUUUGGGCCAAGAUAAAUUUGCGACGCAAGUGGCACAAAACGCAACGGCAAAUCGCAUUGCAGAACAAAUUCUUGCUACUGGCGAACAAUACUUCGAAACGGAUCGUCCAUUCUCCUGGUUUUACAGUGUUUAUAACCUGCGUGGAAUGUUUCAACUCGCGGAAUUGGCAGAACAUGUGCGAGUUGACUUGUGGAACUAUAGAACAGUCGAUGGCAAAUCCAUCAAAGCAGCUUUGGAUUUCUUACUCCCAGGUGCCGUCAAUAACUCGGAAUGGCGAUUC
Umbelopsis ramanniana AG is the source of this 849-nucleotide messenger RNA. RefSeq lists its product as uncharacterized. Gene Ontology annotation, molecular function: lyase activity. The record is from RefSeq and is a predicted model, not a curated record. Lineage: Eukaryota; Fungi; Mucoromycota; Umbelopsidomycetes; Umbelopsidales; Umbelopsidaceae. Gene Ontology annotation, cellular component: periplasmic space. The annotation marks the transcript as partial. The transcript is spliced from 2 exons.